Molecule: messenger RNA, 524 nt
Organism: Dictyostelium purpureum
Lineage: Eukaryota; Evosea; Eumycetozoa; Dictyosteliales; Dictyosteliaceae
Exons: 2
Coding region: 17-454 (145 amino acids)
Source: RefSeq, a predicted model, not a curated record
AAAUAUUAUUAUACAUAUGGAAAAAUUGCAAAAUUUUUUAAAUCACUAUAAACUAGUUAUUAUAAAUGAAAAACCCAUAGAUUUAUAUGAAAAUAUUAAAGAAGUUUACUUUACUUUUGAAUAUAAUGAUAAUGAUGAUGAACCUUUAAAUUUUUUAAAAAAUCUUUUACAUAAGAUAAGUAAAAUUAACCGUAAUGAAAUUGACUUAAUGGAUAUUAAUACAUUAAUAGAAAACAUUAAUAAAGUGCAAUUUCAAAAUCAAAAUAAUAGUAUAAUUAUAAUUAUUAAUACAGAUUCCAUAUCGGAUAAUAUAAAAAAUAUUUUAAAAUUAAACCUAAAUUUUAUUAUAUUUACAAAAAAUAUAGAAGAACUCAACUUCAAAAAAUUAAAUAUAUCACAUAUAUUUUUAAAAAUAAAGUACUCAUCAACUACUGCUCAAAAAUUAAUUAAUUAAAUAUCUCAUUAAAAAAAAAAAAAAUUAAAAUUUUCAAAAAAAAAAAAAAAAUUUAAAUAAAAAAAUUAUA